UGUUGGAGAUAGUUGUAGAACACAUAGAGAAUGUGGAUUAAAUAAAUUAUGUGAUGGAAGUCAAUGUAAACAAGUACCUCAAGGAUCACCUUUUGAAUUUAGCACUUUUAGUAAGUUUAGUAGUUGGAAAUUUAUUUUUCUUAAGGAAUAAUGGGGGAAUGAGAGUUGGGAAAUUAAUUUGAAGUGUGGUAAUAUUUCUUUAAAUAAAAUAACCACUUGUAGCAGUUCAUUAUUUCAUAUAAAUUUAAUAUCAACAUUUAAUUAUUUAUUUUUAUAAUUGUGUACUGUAAAUCCUCCAUCUGGAUGUGAAGAAACGAGAGGAAUGGAGGAAUGUAGACCAGACCCAGAUCCUUCCACAAAUAGAGGUGUUUGCCUCAAAAAGAGUUCAGAUCCUGCAGCUAGAAAACAACUUGAUGAAUUAACAAAAAAAGGUGGAGGAAUUGGUGGUGGUAUACUAACAUAUGGAGUUAAAGAAGGAGAAGCUUGUACAAAAGGAAUUACUCGUUGUGAAACACCUCUUUAUUGUGACGGUGUUUGUAAAAAGACUUGGAAUUUACGUAAUGAAGUUAGUGGACAUAGAAUACCUCCUCCACCUGGUGAUCCAAAUUGCAGAGAUUCUUUAGAUUCUGACGAAGUAGAUGAAAGUAAAACAAAAUGUAAUGAAGUAGAGGAACUUUGUAAUGUAAUUAUUUAUGUCCAAUUAAUGAAAGAACAAUGUCCAAAAACUUGUGGAUAUUGUGAUGAUCCUAGUUUAACUUUAAUUGAUUAUGAUAAUGAAAUUGAUGAGGAAGAGGAAGAAAGUUAUGAAAGUGAGGAGAGUGAUGAAAGUGAAGAAGAAAAGAAAAGAAAAUAG
Messenger RNA from Meloidogyne enterolobii, 853 nucleotides. The record is from the annotation of a GenBank genome assembly. Lineage: Eukaryota; Metazoa; Nematoda; Chromadorea; Rhabditida; Meloidogynidae.